AUGGAUUGCAUCAUUCGUGCCUACUUGAACAAGCCUUAUGAGGAGAUUUCAAAAGCAGAACGAGACGCCAUUCAUAACGUCCUAAAACAAGGCCGACAGUUAUGGACCCUUGCCGGUGCGAACGGUAUGGAAAUUGUGCUCACAUGUGAUGACCUCUUGAUGUCUAAGAUUAAAAAUAACACCAUUCAUAAUACAAGAAUCAAUGCUCUUGCGAGACAGGGUAUUUACCGCUCCGAAACCGUAAAAUUGCUCCAUUCGUUGACCUCCGAGGUCACAUCCCUGAUGUUUGGGCAAAUUCACGUGGGCCUGGCAGCAGCAAUUCACCCAUCCGGAAGCGGCGUUCUAGGGUCGGCUGCACUAUCGGAUAUUUUUAAAAAGGAUGAAGCUACCUUAACUCAUCAAGAAAUGACCGAAGAUUGGCAGCUUAUUGAUUUGAAGAGUCUCGCAUCCAAGAAAAAGGCAGAGACUCUCGUUAAUGAACCUGAGACAAGAUCUGCAGAUCCUAUUCAAGGCUUCGACACAUUCGCUGCCUUUCCGUUGGACCGAAAUGAUCCAGGUGAUGGCGGCAUGGCCACACCCCCAUUUGACGAUAUUCAUCUUGGAGAAAGCACUGACAUUCCUACGUGGGAAAGCCUUCUCAACAAUGAGGAUUUGGGUCUUUUCUCUAUGAAUAGUCUGCAGCUCGGGGAGCAGUCAUGA
Molecule: messenger RNA, 699 nt
Organism: Aspergillus melleus
Lineage: Eukaryota; Fungi; Ascomycota; Eurotiomycetes; Eurotiales; Aspergillaceae
Exons: 2
Coding region: 1-699 (232 amino acids)
Source: RefSeq, a predicted model, not a curated record